AUGUUCUUUGGCCUCUUGUUGAUUUCGUGUCUAUUCUCAUCCACUUGUCUUGUCUUUAAGCCCUGCAACGUCUACAACUCCGCCGCCAGGAGUGAGAUUCCACACCAAGACUACAUCAAAAUCAACUUUUCUUCACAACAGGAGCUCAUAGGGACAAAACUAAGAGAGGAAGGCUUGACCGGAGCGCUUUUAAAGGGAUGCACGGACGCCAAGGAACGGAGUGGACUCAUAAAGAGAAUAAUCGACCGUAUCAACGCCAUAUACAGACAACAAGGCUACAUUAACAGCUCUGUGAAAGAGUACAGACUCACAGAUGCCGGGAAGUUGGAGAUUGACUGCUCAGAGAAUGCCAUUCCAAAGUCCAACUUUAGAUUCUACAUCAAGGACCCGAGAUUCGGCCAAUGUGUUGACAUUAAGCCGGAAAACAUCAUCAAGAAGUCGAGCUCUUGUCUUCCCUUUGGGAGAUUCACGCAAAUAGAGAGCGAUUACCUGGCCCAGAAGCUCUUUAGAGGCCAGGAACUCAUCAAGCUGGACCCCGUGAUAUUCGAGUGCAUUAAAAAAACUCGCCUCUACAAGGAUUUGGAGUAUGUAAUACACAAGAAGAGCGAUGGAAACGUCCAUUGUGACGUGUUUUGCCAAGGCUUUGGCCAGACAAAGGCUAUCAUUCCUGCUCUCUCCUUGUCGCUGGAAAGGGAAAUCCUCCUAAAUUUAGCCUACAGAGAUGCCAAUUUUAUGGACAGCAAGUCUGUGUUCCGUGCAUCCUGCAGGGUGAACUUGCCAAAACUUUUGGAAUAUGACCAUGCACUGCAGCUCCAGUUUUUGUCAGAUGUGGUUGAUUCGGCACUUUGGGACCGUGAAUCCAUCGAUUGCUCACUAGUAACAGUUUCUGCAGACUCUAACCUUGCAAAGGUUAUGGAUACAGGUAUUUCCGUAGCACUAAUGAAGAGGUUGAAGGGAGUAGAGUUUGUGGCGUCUGGAGGAGUUGACCCCAAGACUCUUUCAGUAUCCGCAGGAGUAUCUAAACGCUGCCAAAUCGGGCAUUUCAAAACAUUGGCUUCUCUUUCUCACAGCCAUGGUAAAAAAGAAGGUGAAAAGACGGAGUCAGACAAGUUCAGGAUUGAACAGAGAGCAGCUCUAAAUAUCGGAAAGAAUUGCAGAGUGAAUGCAAAAUACAUCGCAACAAACAAACUGUCUCAUGGAGACUUUAGGGGAAAGGUAGAAGGGAAUAAAAGGUGUUUUAUAGCCUCCCAUGAACUGCAGACGCAACUUUUCAAAUUUAAAAUCUCUCCCUUUGCAGGGGUUUUUUGCGACAUGCUACUAGAGGAAAACCUUGACACAAACAUCUCUGCGGGAAUAAAAGUCACAUGUUUAAAUCUGACACUUUCACUGCCAAUCCUUUACAUUUUACCAAAGGGACAUUUUAAAUUCCCAAAGCUUUCAAAGCUCUUUAAACACAGUGUUUUCCAAUUGGAAAAAAGUCUUUAA
Messenger RNA from Theileria equi strain WA, 1485 nucleotides. RefSeq lists its product as hypothetical. The coding region runs from base 1 to 1485 and encodes 494 amino acids. The record is from RefSeq and is a predicted model, not a curated record. The transcript has a single exon. Lineage: Eukaryota; Apicomplexa; Aconoidasida; Piroplasmida; Theileriidae.